Serpula lacrymans var. lacrymans S7.9 is the source of this 753-nucleotide messenger RNA. RefSeq lists its product as uncharacterized. Bases 1 to 753 code for a protein of 250 amino acids. The record is from RefSeq and is a predicted model, not a curated record. Lineage: Eukaryota; Fungi; Basidiomycota; Agaricomycetes; Boletales; Serpulaceae. Gene Ontology annotation, molecular function: nucleic acid binding; zinc ion binding. The transcript is spliced from 3 exons.
AUGUCAUUGCAAACCCCUGACGUCAACGCUCUGUUGCACAACAUGCGUGCACAGAUCUUGGCGUUAACUACGCAACUCGCCGAGCUGCAGGCAAACCCCCCUGUGGCAACCCCCUCAGUAGAGAAAAAAUUCAAUAAGAAAGUCGAAGUCAUUGCUAACCCUGGCGCCUUUGAGGGAGACAGAGCGCAAUUUACUGAAGAGUCUGAGCGUGACUGGGCGCGUCAGCAAAUCUGUUCCUUCAAACAAGGCAACAUGAGGACAGAUGAUUUCGUAACCCGGUUCCUGGCCCUCUCUAUCCAAGGGGGUCUUGGUAAUGAACAUGCAGUGGAGCUGCUGGAAUGCAAUGUGAACCCCCACAUUGCAGAACAGCUUUACCUGCAGGAUAUGAGAAGUAGGGCCAUAGAGCUCUACAAGAUGCACCAAGGUGGCGGGACCACCAAAAGCAACUAUUCCCACAGGCGCCCUGGGUCAUCAAACCAACAUAAGCAUUCUCAUGGGUUCAAGCUGUUCGGGCUGCAACCAGGGCAGGGAGCCCCCAUGGAUAUUGGUGCGGUCCAAGGAGGACAAAUGCGCAGAUUCAAGGGGAACUGCUACAAUUGCGGCCAAGAGGGACACAUGUCCCGAGACUGUAGAAAUGGAGCGCAGGAUGCUCACCAAAAAAAUAACCAAGGGCGCCAGGCGCGCCAAUUAGAAACCAAAAAACUGGACGAUCGGCUCCAGACUCUGGCCAGUCGAUCAUACAAUGAAAUCUAG